Passer domesticus (house sparrow) is the source of this 2201-nucleotide messenger RNA. Its product is annotated as lysozyme g-like. The record is from RefSeq and is a predicted model, not a curated record. The coding region runs from base 552 to 1220 and encodes 222 amino acids. The transcript has 4 exons. Gene Ontology annotation, cellular component: extracellular region. Gene Ontology annotation, molecular function: lysozyme activity. Lineage: Eukaryota; Metazoa; Chordata; Aves; Passeriformes; Passeridae. Gene Ontology annotation, biological process: defense response to Gram-positive bacterium; peptidoglycan catabolic process.
GCUGCAGGUCCUCACUGCUGGAUGAGGCUGCUUGCUGCUUUUUAAACCAGCUCAUCUGGAGGACGGGACUGAAACCAAGGGAGUCACAGCCAUAUUUCCUCUUGGUCUUCCCAGCUAACCUUAUCCAGUCACCCCUGUCUUCUCAGAAAUGGUCUCACAAAUGUAGCAAUCUAUUUGAUGGAGGCUACUUGUUCCUCAGUUACUGGGGAAACAGGGUAAUUUUCCCAGACUGAGGCAAGCAUUCUCCUGAAUUAAUUCCUCACCAAGUUAUCGAGGGACACAGCAGACAAUCCCAGACAGGGUGUGCAGCUACUGCCAGCCAUCAUCUGAGUGGUUCCAAACACUGGGGGGCAUUGAAUGGGAACUGCCCUCCACACCUUUGGUUCUCCUCUCCCACACCAGCCUUUAGAUCUAACAGGGCAGGUGCAUAUUCAUCUAAAGAGUCAUUAAAUCCAUUUGCUUCAAUAGUCAAUUAGAAAAGAAGCAAUUUCUGUUCUCUACCUUUCUUUGAUAACAUUACUGAUGGAGACCAGUGGCCACUGUACAAGGGGAUGUGGAUUGCAGGUCUGGACUCCCUCAUGCUUGACUUGUAUGCACUUGCAGGACUUGAACAAUACUGCUCUGAGAUCUUAUGUGCUCAAACAGCUCCGUUUAAUAUUUCAGCUCCAUCCAUGAGUUACAGUUGCUAUGGAGAUAUAAGUGCUCUUCAAGCCCCCGCGAUGUCCUGUACACCUGCAAGAGCCUCUGACUGUGGGUAUGCCAUGAUACGAAGGACUGCUGAGGCAGACCUCCCACGCCUGAGGAGAUACGAGAUCCCAAUCAAGAGAGUAGCCAGAAACCUGUGCUUGGACCCGGCGCUCAUCGGCGCCAUCAUAUCCCAGGAGAGCCGUGUGGGCCUGCUCCUGGACAACGGCUGGGACCGCGGGCAGCAGAAGUACGGCCUGAUGCAGAUCAGCAGGCAGCAACUGGAACCUUCUGUGACGUGGGAUAGUGAAGAGCACAUAAAUCAGUGCUCAAAUAUCCUGGUUCUUUCCAUUAAUGAAGUACGGGCAAGACAUCCUACCUGGACCUGGGACCGGCAGCUGAGAGGGGGAAUCUGCACCUACCAUGCAAAAAUGGGCAACGUCCAGGUCUACGAGGCGGACCCAUGCAGCAGAGACUACAACUACGUCAACAGCGUGAUUAGGCGAGCCCAGUUCUUUAAGAGAAAUGGGUUCUAGGUCUUAAACCCACCCCACCACGGAGCCUCCCCUCUGCAGACUGGCCCAGCAGUGAUGUAGUACCCACCACAGCCCAGUGCUGUAGUACCCAGAGCAGUUCCUCAGGUCUCCUGGCAGGACCGAUGCUGGUGGCCUUGCCAAUGCCACCUUGCUCGCUCCAGCAAAUCCCAGCCCCCCGCUCGCUGAUGGGCAAGCUCAGCACUGGCUUCCAGGAGAUCCCCAGGGAUGAGAUCCCACAAGCUCAAGCCUUUGACAGGCAGAUGGGGACAGACCAGCAAUGCCUAAAUUUUGAGUGAGGAAGGUGACCCUUCCCGUUCAAAGCUGCACCCGGGGCUGUUUGUGCAUCUCCCAGACAUGGACACAAACAGCUCUCCCUGGGCAUCAGCUGUGCUCUUCCCAUCUGCAUCCACCUUCUUUCCUCUCCAUGGCCAAUGCAGGGGAUGAAUGCCCUGUUUUCCUUGCCUUGGUGCUGCUGGCUAAGGAGCAAUGAAGAGACUUCUCAGUGAGCCUUUGGUCCCUGCAGUAGCUGAGUGUUCUGUAGCCAGCCUUCAGGGGAACAACACUAAACUUGCUUUGGUUGGUCUCCUGAGUCCAUGGCCAUGGUGCAACUGGGGACCUCAUCAGGGCAUCUAUAUGGAAAAUACUGCAAGUGCCACAGCAGGCAAAAUGCCUUUCCAUCAGAGAGCAGCCCUUGGAGCAGGAGUCAGCCCCACACGUACCCAUGCCGGGAGCUGUAUCACAGCAAUAGUUUUGGUAAAAAAACCCACAACUUUUCCUGCUUUAGCUUUGGCACAUUUAUGCUGAGUUUCCUCCAAAUUCAAAAGCAUUUCAGCAUCGGUUUCUCUGCCAGGAAUCCCAGUUUCUGAUAGAAGUAAAUGAGCUCUGGUCUGUUUGAAAGGGAUGGGUCUCUUGGUGCCAAUUUAUUAAUUAGAGAACAAUAAUGAAAACAACAUAGAAAUAAAGAUAAAUGUUAAAUCCCAA